Coregonus clupeaformis (lake whitefish) is the source of this 2034-nucleotide messenger RNA. RefSeq names its product neuronal acetylcholine receptor subunit alpha-7-like. The transcript is spliced from 9 exons. NCBI's taxonomy places the organism in Eukaryota, Metazoa, Chordata, Actinopteri, Salmoniformes, Salmonidae. Gene Ontology annotation, cellular component: postsynaptic membrane; synapse; neuron projection. Gene Ontology annotation, molecular function: transmembrane signaling receptor activity; acetylcholine-gated monoatomic cation-selective channel activity. Bases 191 to 1816 code for a protein of 541 amino acids. The record is from RefSeq and is a predicted model, not a curated record. Gene Ontology annotation, biological process: regulation of membrane potential; chemical synaptic transmission; monoatomic ion transmembrane transport.
UCUGACAAUGCGCCCGGUUGUACGAGAAUGUGUUUUAAGCAGCGUGCACACGCAAAUGUAUUUAACUAUAUCUACUGCACUCAUUCUCUCCCCCCUUCCCAGCCAAGCGCUCGUAUCCGAGCUGAGCGAACAAUUUCAAUCUAGCUGCCAGUGAAGACUCGCGGGACGUCGGAUUCCUGUGAACUCAAGGAUGCGGUGCAGCAAGUUUUUUGGACUGUGUUCGAUUGGGAUCUAUCUAUGGAUGGCGGUCCUUUUCAAAGGGUCCCUACAGGGGGAGCACCAGCGCAGACUGUACAAGGAGCUGAUGGCCAACUACAACCGCCUGGAGAGACCAGUGAUCAACGACUCCUCUCCUCUUCUGGUGGAGCUGGGAAUGACUCUGCUGCAGAUCAUAGACGUGGAUGAGAAGAACCAGGUCCUGAUGACCAACGCAUGGCUACAGCUGCACUGGACUGAUGUGUACCUGAGCUGGAACCCAGAGAACUACCCCGGGGUUCAGAACCUACGUUUCCCCUCCAGCCAGAUCUGGACCCCUGACAUCCUCCUCUACAACAGUGCUGAUGAGAGAUUUGAUGCCACGUUCCAUACCAACGUGCUGGUGAAUGCGUCGGGUUACUGCCAGUACAUCCCCCCAGGCAUCCUGAAGAGUACCUGCUAUAUUGACGUGCGCUGGUUCCCCUUCGACGUCCAGAAGUGUGACCUAAAGUUUGGCUCGUGGACCCACAACGGCUGGCUGCUGGACCUGCAGAUGCUGGACGUGGACACGUCUACCUACAUACCCAAUGGAGAGUGGGACCUCGUGGGAGUCCCUGCCAAGCGUAAUGAGCUGUACUAUGACUGCUGUAAGGAGCCCUACCCUGAUGUCACGUUCACGGUCACCAUGCGAAGACGAACCCUCUACUACGGUCUCAACCUGCUCAUACCCUGUGUCCUCAUCUCUGGCCUCGCCCUUCUGGUCUUCCUGCUGCCCGCCGACUCCGGAGAGAAGAUCUCCCUGGGUAUCACGGUCCUGCUCUCUCUAACAGUCUUCAUGCUACUGGUUGCUGAGAUCAUGCCCGCCACCUCAGACUCUGUGCCUCUCAUUGCUCAGUACUUUGCCAGUACCAUGAUGAUAGUGGGUCUGUCUGUCGUGGUGACUGUUCUGGUCCUGCAGUUCCAUCACCACGACCCUCAGGGCGGCAAGAUGCCCAGAUGGGUCAGGGUUGUGCUGUUGAACUGGUGUGCCUGGUUCCUGCGAAUGAAAGAGCCAGGCGAGGAGCGUAAACCCGCGGGCUACAAGUACCGCCACCCUCCCCAGCACCACUCCAGCGCCAGCUCCAUCGAGAUGGGCCCUAUGGGCACCAUGACGGGCCUCACCACGCCCCUCUCCCAGGCCCCCUGCCCCACCGGCACCUCCAACGGCAGCAUGAGCCUCUACUUCAGCUACAAUGCUGUGGAGAGCCCCCGCUGUCCCCCCUCCAGCGACUCUGGCAUGGCAUUGGGGGGACAGGCCCAAGGGACCCCCUGCGAGGAGGCUGAGCCCCCAGGGGGAGGUGCUGGAAGAGGGGGAGGAGGUGGUGGUGGAAGAGGAGGGGGGUUGAUCUUUACUCCUCCGGAAGUCCUUCAGAUCCUGGAGGAGGUGUCGUAUAUCGCCCAGCGCUUUAGGGACCAGGAUGAGGAAGUGGCGAUCUGCAGCGAGUGGAAGUUUGCUGCUGCCGUGGUGGACAGGCUGUGUCUGGUGGCCUUCACUCUCUUCUCCAUCAUCGGCACCUUCACCAUCCUCAUGUCUGCUCCCAACUUCUUGGAGGCCGUCACCAAGGACUAUCUGAAGAAAUAGUGUCAAUAUAUUAAACCGUAUAGGCCAAUUUCCCAGAGACAGAUUAGACCUAGGCCCGGACUAAGAACCACUUUCAAUUGAGAAUCUCCAUUGAGCAUGCUUUUUAGUCCAGGACUAGGCCAAUGCUGUGUACGGGAAACAAGCCUUACAUAUUCUAUCCAGAGUAUAUUUGAGAAAAUUGGUUUAAUGUAAAUAGAUGUAUACUGUACAUGUAUCAA